Molecule: messenger RNA, 1656 nt
Organism: Besnoitia besnoiti
Lineage: Eukaryota; Apicomplexa; Conoidasida; Eucoccidiorida; Sarcocystidae
Product: WD domain, G-beta repeat-containing protein
Exons: 10
Coding region: 1-1656 (551 amino acids)
Molecular function (GO): protein binding
Source: RefSeq, a predicted model, not a curated record
AUGUCGCUGCGCGAGAGGCAAGAGGAGCAACUGCAUCAGGCGUUGCUUCUCUACUUGCAGAAGCGCUUCCCCGAAACCGCAAAGGUUUUCCAGGAUGAGGCCAAACUUCAGGGCUUUGCAGGCGGCGCCUUGACUCGGCGGUGCAGCAGCUUGCAGAAUGCGGGGCGCGUCACGCUGGCGGGCGCGGCGGCGGCCUCGCAGCUCGACGAAGACCUGCUGCCUCGGAGGUGGGGAGCGACGGCGCGCCUGCAGGCAAAAGUAACUUCGCUGCAGAGUCAACUUGUUCAGCAGCAGGAGCAGAUUGCGCUUCUAAUGGCGGCGGCGGCGGGGCGUGCGCCGGCGGAGGGCGCCGCGCAGGCCGCGAAGCAGGCGGGCGACCUGGCGGACGGCAAGCGCGAAGACGACGAAGCGGCGGCGGCGCGCGCAGCGAGCGGAGAAAAACCUGAGAAAGUCGACUGGGUGCUGCCUUGCGCGCCCGCCGUGUACACACUCGCGGGCCCCCGCUGUCCGGUGAACGCCCUCGCCGUCCAUCCGCUCCUCGCGCAGCUCGUGACGGCCUCCGACGACGGCGUGCUCAGGAUCUACCAUAUUAUGCAAGGCGAAGGAAAAUUCGAGAGGCAGUUCAAAGCCCACAGCGUGGCGAUCAACGACGUCGUGUUUGACGCCUCAGGCCGAUGGUGCGCGACCGCCUCCGCGGACAUGGCUGUGAAGGUCUUCGACGUCCAGCAGAACUAUGAGCCCUCCCGCACGCUUCAGGGUCACAGUGACAUCGUCUCCGGCCUCCAGUUUUGCUCGCUCGACGAGAGCCCUCGCGACGGAGCGGGGCCAGCGGGCUUUGGGCGCCAAGCGAGCAACGGCGUCUUGUCGAGCGCCUCCUCCGCCUUUCUCUUCUCCUGCUCGCGCGACGGGACUGUCAAGCUGUGGGCGCUCGCCUCGGGGCUCUGCGUCCGCACUUUCUCGCCGGCGCCGCAGGACGUGUUCGCCCGCUCAGGCUCGCGCGAGGCAUGGAUUCGCGCCGUCGCGGCUCCCGAAAAGAGCAUGCGCGCGGCCAAGCUCUUUGCCAGCUGCGGAAACGACCAAAAAGUGUGCCUCUGGCGGUACGACCUGGGUGUCGUCGUUCGCGAGAUGACCGGGCAUUCCCAUGUGGUGGAAAGCGCCGUGUUCGCCUCGGAGAAGAUGCUUCGUCUGCUGCAUGCGCACAAGCAAGCACCCCCUCCCCUGCCCAACAGCCUUCUCGACGAAGGCUUGCUGAAGGCUGCGGAGAAGGAGUCGGGCACUUUGCACGUUUUGAGGCUCUGCGGCUUGGUGCUUUUCUCCGCCUCACGAGACCGGACGCUGCGCAUGUGGGACGCCGUGCAGGGCGUGACGCUGAAAGUUUUUGUCGGUCACGACAACUGGGUUCGGUGCGUCAUCCUCCAUCCGGCGGGCAGCCACAUCGUUUCCUCCGGCGACGAUCGCUCGGUGCGAUGCUGGAACGUCAUCUCAGGCGCCUGCGAAAGGGUGAUCGCGCCAGCGCACUCGCAGUUCGUCACAAGCCUCGGUUUCGACUUCUCCAGUCUACUCCUGGCGAGCGGCUCGCUCGAUUGCACAGUGAAGCUGUGGAGCUGCAGCCAUUCCCAACAUAAGGAAUUGGCAAACAAGCAGCUCAAGCCGUAA